AUGGAAACAGUGUCAGAAAGAGACUUCACAAAAGAAGAAACCAUCUACAAAACAAGCUCAGUCGAAGUAUUUAAAGCAAGAAUGAGCCAAACCGGUAGGAUAGUUGUAGUUAAAAAGCUAAAUGUUAAUUCAGUUGAAGAAGUAAAUUCUAUACAAAAUGAAUCUUAUGCAAUGGCGUCAUUACAGCACCAAAACAUUGUAGAGGUCAUGGCUUGCUUCCUAUCUGGAACUGGGGCGAUGAUUGAACAUGCUUUUUUCGUCAUGGAUUAUUACGCAAAUGGAGAUUUAUCUAAUGAAAUCAGUCGCCUGUAGAAAUCCAUAAGCCGCCCACUCAAGACUUAUUCCGCAAGGCAAGGAGGAGGUAGGUAAAGGCGCCGGAAGAGCAUUCGAAAGAGGGAUAGACCCUCUGGGCUGGAGUCGAAAAGCGGUAGAACCUCCCUUGGUGACUGCAUCUCCAAUAUGGCUAACGCCUGUCUUUAAUUAUUCUAAUCCUAAUCUAAUGAAAUCAGGAAAAGAAUCAAAGAAAGCCGCCCAUGAAGUGAAAAUAACUUGCUUUAUCACUUUAAAUCACUUAUUGAUGUCCAUUGUUGGCUACAGAGGAAAGGGCUUGUGCAUAGAGAUAUAAAGCCAGGAAAUAUUUUAAUUAGUAAUGAUGGUGAUCUGCUAGUUGCAGAUUUAGGGUGUGCUUAUAAAAGGAAAACAUUAAAAUUAGAAAACUCAGAAUUCACAAUAGCAGGGACUCCUUUAUAUUUGAGUCCGAAAUUGAGAGAAGCGUAUAAUAUUUUUAGAGAAGGGCUUGGAAGUGGAGUGGCACAGCAUGAUCCUAUUAAGUCUGAUGUUUAUUCUCUAGGGCUUACGUUUUUAUAUAUGGCAAGCUUAAAAGAUUUAUCUGACUUACUCCUCAGUAAUAAACAAAAAUCUUGCUUAUCCGCUUAAACACAAAUUUUCAAAUAGUGAAUUUUAUAUGAAUUUGCUGAAUAUUUCUCUGUAAAACGCCCAAAAUUUGACAUCUAAACUCUAAUAAUAAGCAAUUUUCGAUCUAUUCAUAUAGAAUUUAUUAUUUGAAUUUUUUUUUCUAAAAUCCCCUGAAUAAGCAAAAAUGUGCUUAUUAGUGGGCUGAGUUAACUGACUUAAGAAAUCAAGAAUUUAAAGUGAGAGAAAGAAUACAGGAAAUUGGCUAUAGUAAUAGAAUAAAAGAAAUGUUGACAAGUAUGCUGAUUUUUGAUGAAGAUAAAAGGCCUGAUUUUGUAUGACUUUCUAAUAGUCUUGCUUCUGUGAGUGUAAGCAAACCUCAGGUAAUAAAUAACCCCCAAAAUCAAAUAAUAAGCCCAAUUCAAGCGACUAAAAGAUCUCUUGCCGUUAAGGCUAGUGGCAUUCAGCAGCAACCACCUAGUUCUACAAAAUUAAAAGCAAAUCAAGGAUGAAACUGAAAUAGUUUGCUCAAAAAUAAGCGUAUAAAAAUCUGGGUAAAAUUCUCAAAAAUAAAAAAUUAUUUUUUACGCAUUUCAGACUCGAUUUCUGCUCAAAUGCCUCCCAAUAUCUCAGACUUGAUAAAUUUUGCUAAAUCAACAGGAGCUGAUAUUAAAGUCUCCUCUUUGUCAUAUAAAUGCGUUUUUUGCAAUUUCAAAAAUAGUGAUUCUCAAUUUACGUGCAUCCAUCGUUGGCCAUUUCACAAGCAAUGUGUCCCCCAAAAUUAUAUUUAUGCUAUCGACAGUGGGGAUAUUAGGCAAUAUCUUAUUAAUUGCUGAGAAUGCGCCCAAGGGACUGUUCUUUGGGUUGAAAAUCUUAAUUAUCAUGAAAUAGUUGAUUCAAAUACACUUACUUUACAAAAUAAUACUGCUAGUGCACUCUCCACCAUUCAAAAUGGAAUGCAAAAUCAAGCUGCUAAUAAAGAAGAUGAAGAAAUUAAACUUAUAAAUAGAGCUCAAUGCAGCAAAUGCUCGACUAUUCAGAAAACAUUAAUACUUUAUCCAAGAUGUAAACAUAAAAUUUGUAAAUUAUUAAAUUAAUAAUUAUGCUGGUUAAAGCGGUUAAGCCUACUAGCUGUCGCCAGUUUGACUCCAAAUGCUGCUAUAUGGAUUUCUGGCAUCAAUCCUGUCCAAGGGAUCAGCUUCCUAGGGCAGAGAGUAACCGCUUGUAGAGUGGUUUUCCUGAUGAGAGAAGACCAUGUGAUAGUUAAAACCUGAAUACCCUGCCUGCAGGGAAGGCCUACUUCGAAAAUUGGCAGAGACCCUGUUUUCAGCUUUAUCAGAAUGGCUCUGAUCUACUCCUUCGAAAGUGCGCCUGGAGUUCAAUUUCUAUCAAAGCCUCCUUUUUGUUUCAAACUUUGUAAGGAAUGCAAAAUUAAAACUAAAAAGGAAGAUGAUUAUCAAUGUCCCUUAUGCCCAAUGGGAUAUGCACUAGAAUAUAAUCCAAAACUUUCAGAGUAUUUAACUCCCCCCUUUUAAAUUGAAUCAAAACAUCGGUAAAUUUGCAUAUUUUGGAUAGCAUAAUCCCUUUUAAAUAGGAACAAAUUUGUUUUUGAAUAGAAAAUUUUAUUGAUGAAAAUGCUAAUUUAUAAAAUUAGUUUUGACCUAAUUUAAUAGACAUAAUGCAAGUAGAAUAUUAUCUAAACAGUUUUUAUUCUAAAUAGAUUAAUUUUUAUAUUAAUUCUUUAAAGAGUAAUUUAAAUUGUGCUAACUCCCCCCCCCCCCGUGAGCGAACAAAAAAAUUUUGUUCGCUCACGGAGGGGGGUUAAUUUUUUUUUUUAAAAAAAAUUUAUAUAUAAAUUUUAUAUAAAAAAUAUUUUUUCGAAAUUUAAAAAAAAAAAAAUCCUAAUUUGCAAAAAUUGGGAAGCAAAUAUUAAUUUAAUUUGCAAAAUUUAUGUUUUAAAACGCAAUUUGUUUAAAAUUAAACAGAAAUUAGCUCUAGAUUUCAUUAUACUAAUUAUCACUUAUAUAUCAAAAUUUUUUUCCAUUAAAAUUUUUUCUAUUAAAAAAAUUUUUGUUCACUCACGGAGGGUGGGUUUUUGUCAAAAAAUGGCGAUUUUUCUAAUGGUUUUGUUCGCUCACGGAGGGGGGGGGGGGGAGUAAGUAAGUUUUUUUUUUAAAAAAAAAUUAAAGAUGAAAAUACUAAUUUUUAUAAACUAGCUUUAACCUAGUUUAUGGAAAAUUUUCUAUUUAAAAGUUUUUAUACUGAAUCGAUUGUUAUUUUAAUUAUUUGGCUUUAAAAUUUAAAAAAAUAAAAUUUAAAAAAUUUUUUUAUAAAUGAAUUUUUAACCUAUUUAAAUUGGAACAGGAUAUUAUGUUCCAAUUUAAGGGGGGAGUAUAUAACUUUAAUAACUAG
Molecule: messenger RNA, 3324 nt
Organism: Blepharisma stoltei
Lineage: Eukaryota; Ciliophora; Heterotrichea; Heterotrichida; Blepharismidae
Source: the annotation of a GenBank genome assembly